Molecule: messenger RNA, 657 nt
Organism: Arabis nemorensis
Lineage: Eukaryota; Viridiplantae; Streptophyta; Magnoliopsida; Brassicales; Brassicaceae
Source: the annotation of a GenBank genome assembly
AUGGGCAAAUCUCUAAUCAAUUCUUGUUUUCCAAUAAUCCGUAGACGCCAAGCAACCGUGAUCACGCUUGUUUUCUUUGAUCAUGGAUCAACCAAAACCUUAUGUGGUUCCAAGAAACAUGUUGCUGGAGAAAUCAUGUUUGAGUUUCCUGAUCAAAUCGUGAGCCACGCAGAUUCUUUCUUCAUAGGUCGUCCGAUUCAAGCUCUAGCCAUGGAGGACCAUCUAAUCCCAGGUCAAACCUAUUUUGUCUUACCUAUCGAACGUUUCGCUUACCGAAUCUUAACCACUUCGUGUCUCUCGAUGUUCCACUCUAAUCUUGAAAAUGUCCGGUCUAAUAACAAUCCGCCGUUGAAUUUCACUGCACCGUCGAGUCCACCACCGUUUGAGUAUUCUAAAGGACCAAACGGGAAGAUUCUGAUCAAAGUUUGUCCGGAAUUUAUCAUUAGUCUUAUAUGUAAGAACAGAAACAAGAGCGUAGAAGAAGUAAUAAGUUGUGUUGAAAUCAAUGAGAUUUGUAAUUCUCCUGAGUUAAAGAAGCAAUAUGAUCAGCUCGUUGGAACGAGAGAGCACUUAUGGUCGCCAAAGUUGCAGACGAUCUCCGAGCAUGAGAUUAGGGUUUCUCCAAUUUUAAGAUUAUUGGGACUUAGUCGGAUGUAA